Molecule: messenger RNA, 1738 nt
Organism: Microtus ochrogaster (prairie vole)
Lineage: Eukaryota; Metazoa; Chordata; Mammalia; Rodentia; Cricetidae
Gene: Lysmd1
Product: LysM domain containing 1
Exons: 4
Coding region: 20-700 (226 amino acids)
Source: RefSeq, a predicted model, not a curated record
GUCUUGGCAUCCCGAGGAGAUGGCUUCUCCCUCUAGACAGCCCCCACUCGGGGGGUCAGGGCUGCUGCAAGGGAGCCGUGCUCGUUCUUAUGGAAGCCUGGUACAAUCGUCCUGCUCCCCAGUGAGGGAAAGACGCCUGGAGCAUCAGCUGAAGCCUGGAGAUACCCUGGCUGGACUAGCUCUCAAAUAUGGGGUGACGAUGGAGCAGAUUAAGCGCACAAACCGCCUUUAUACUAACGACUCCAUCUUCCUGAAGAAAACCCUCUACAUCCCCAUCCUGACAGAGCCCAGAGACCUGUUUAAUGGUUUGGAUUCUGAGGAGGAAAAUGAUGGAGAGGAGGAUGUACGACCCAGGAAAGAUGGCGCUGGUUCACUUUCAGGGAAGAGGAAGAAUCAAGAGUCAGGUUCAGGCCGGGCCAAUGGUGAAGCCCUCCCGCCACACCAGGAAACCUCUACACCCGUCCAUGACCUUUCUGCCUCUGAUUUCCUUAAGAAGCUUGAUUCACAGAUCAGCCUAUCAAAGAAGGCUGCUGCCCAGAAGCUGAGGAAAGGGGAAAGUGGGGUCCCUGAGGAGGGCACAGGGCUCCACUUCAACUCCCCUAGGACGCAGCAGCGAGCAGUACUUGGUCCGGUACCACUGACCCGGACCUCCCGGACCCAAACACUGCGGGAUCAGGAGGAUGAGAUCUUCAAACUCUGACGGUACCACUGACCCGGACUUCCCGGACCCAAAUACUGCGGGAUCAGGAGGAUGAGAUCUUCAAACUCUGAUGUCCCCGGACUGAUGCAAGAAGCAGGCUGGGAAGGAACAGUUGAGCUGGGAGGAGUCUAAGGUGAGGCUCAAAAGCAGAGCUUCCCAGCCUGCCUCAUUCCUCUCCGGCCAUCUUGCCCAGCUCUGUCAAGAUUUCCUCAGCUGGGGACACUUUUUGCCAAGAGUUGGGAAUGGGAACAGAACUCUUCCCAGUUCUUGGGCUGAAUCUAGCGUUGUGCUUUAGAUUCAAAGGCUCCUUUAACAGCCUUACUGUCUCUUCCACCAUUCCCUGGGUUAGAGCAGGGAAGCAGAGGACCCCCACCCCCAUGUUUAAUGACGUUACCUAAUUUAUUUGGUGCUAUAUUGAAGUAAUAUUUAUUUGCUAUAUCUAACUCCCUCCUCCUCUUAACUGAAAUAAUGUGAUUUCUGUAUCAUUGAAGAGAGGGAAAGCCAGAGCUGGGAGCGGGCUGCUUACCCUUCCCGCCUCUCGCCUCCCUAGCGAGCACGCUACUGAGGCCAGGAGAGUCAGUGACACUCACCACAGAGACUGAUGGACUGGACGGGCUGAGUCUUUCCCUGCGCUCAAGGUAGGGUCCUAAGUGAGCAGUCCCUCUGACUCUUGACAGUUCUUGGCUCUGAGAGGAAGCAGUGGGGCGGGGUACUGACUGCCUCCCAGUCCACCCCUUCACCUUCUUCCCUCUCCUGCUGGGCUAAGGGGUGGAAGAGGAUGCCUUGGGGUGCAGGAGGCAGUUGCAGAGCACACCCCAGCCUGCCUGUGUUCCUCACCUCAUAUCUCUUUGUAAUCGGUAGGCCCGAUCUGCAGUACAGUGUGUCUUUGUUCCUGAAGCUGAAGAAUAGGCAUGGCAGCUCAGUAGUACUGGAGGCUGCCUGCUUCUGUUCCCAAGUGGGAACCGGCGAGAUGAGUCCUCGCCUCUAUGUCCAGCCUGAGUGUGGAGCUGGAGAGAUUAAACAGUGACCCCUGCGCGU